Messenger RNA from Carassius carassius (crucian carp), 2429 nucleotides. Its product is annotated as protein broad-minded-like. NCBI's taxonomy places the organism in Eukaryota, Metazoa, Chordata, Actinopteri, Cypriniformes, Cyprinidae. Gene Ontology annotation, biological process: non-motile cilium assembly. Bases 821 to 2149 code for a protein of 442 amino acids. The record is from RefSeq and is a predicted model, not a curated record. The transcript is spliced from 15 exons.
CACCCAGGUUCACGCUGUUAUGACUAGGGACUCCGCACAGUAUAAACAGAUGAUGCAGACUCUGAUGACCAUGAUGACAACAGACCAUGAUGGUGGUUGUGGAAUCACUGAUCAAUAAAUUUGAGGAAGAUCCGCUGAAGAAAGAGGAAAUGGACAGAAAGAGCCAACAUGAGCAGUCAAGCAGCCAUUACACUGACAACUGUUCAUUCAAUUAGGUUGUUUUUGUAUAGGUUUAAAUAAGUUACAGAGGCUGCUGUUGUUUCUUUGACAAGAAUAUUAUCCUGUUUAUCUCAGCCUUUCACAUACUAUCACUGUACGUUCAUACUAUAAACUGAAUGAUUAACUAAUGUCUUUGAUUUCAACACGUAGAGCUAUGCAUUCAUCAAGCAUGAACAACUGCAAGUCAUUGCUGAGAAGCUUGACCCCGGUAGACCACGAGAGGUGAAAACUCCUCUGAUACACUCACGUCCCAUAGUUUCAAUUGUAGAAAGAGAGAACUGUCAUUCUGAUUCAGAGAUGAAGCAGUCAUCCUGAUCUAUAUAAUCGCAGCUUCGCUUGGAAGCUUUGCAGUCGUUGUGGAAUGCCCCUCCCUCUGAUGUCCUGAGUUGUGAAAGCUGGACUGGCCUGCGCCGAAACCUCUCUGCUGCACUCACUGACCCUGACCCUGAGCUCAGUGAUAAAGUCCUUCAAUUUUUUGCAAAGACAUUUUCAUCUUCUCCGUUAAAUGUGACUAAGGAUGUCUACAUUAGCAUAGCGAAAAGCUUGGAGGCUAGUUUCCUCUACCAUAAGUUGAGUUUUCCAAGUGGCUCUACAAGUAUUGAUGCGAACAGACCAGAUAUGGCCCGUCUUCUCAAACAAGUACAUGGAGGAAAUCAUUGAGAACACCCUCUCUUUUCUCGCUCUGCAUUCUGAACAGGCCAUGAGCAGACCCGGCUCAGAGAAAUCCCUGGAGCCCAUAUACUUAAUCUCUCUGCUCGAUAUCAAUGCCACCUUGUUUAAGAAAUGGAUGCCUAAAUUAAAUUCCCUAGAAAGUGCCUUGACUAACGUUGCAGACAUGCUGGCGAGGAUCGCUACCACUGAACGAGGUUUAUCACUCCUGCUUUAUGACAGAAAUCUUGUCUCGGCCGAGGGUGGAAAUAUUUCAGCUGUACAUGGGGUUGUGCAGUUUACCCAGAGGCUGUUGGCAAAAGAGCUGCAUGUGUUCAAUGAGCUGGAGAUUCCUCCCGCCGUGAGCGGGGCCUUCAUCUUUGUCUGUCGGCAGAUGUACAAGACCUGCGAGGGGCUGCAAGUUCUACGGCCAUACAGCCUGCAUAAGUACAUCACUAAAGCCUGGAGAAAGGUGACCUUUAUGCACACUAGCCUCACUAUGGCCCUCACUUCAUUGUUGCUGAAUCUUUUGUCUUGGUUCUGCAGGGUGGCCUGGGAACAGAUGCUCUUGGACAAUCUGCUGAAUUUCGCUGCCACACCAAAAGGACUGCUGCUCCUCCAACAAACUGGAGCCAUCAAUGAGUGUGUCACUUACAUGUUCUCAAGAUUCACCAAAAAACUACAGGUUAGCAGGUGUGAGAAGUUUGGUUAUGGUGUGAUGGUGACCCAGGUGGCCACUACAGCCCCAGGCAUCGUGGCUUUUGCUAAGCUCAGUUUAACUUUGACUGGGAUCACAGUAUUUGUCCAGACAAUUGUGGUGGAGUUGUGGUCAGCCUUGGAGUAUGGUAGAGAGGAUGCAAGGGUGGUCCAUCCUAAAUCUACUCCAAUGGACCCUAUCGACAGGAGCUGUCUUAAAUCCUUCUUGUCUCUAGUGAAUCUGCUUUCUUCACCUCAUGCUGUGUGGGAGCUGCUGGGACAUCGAGCGUUUCCUAACAAGAUGGAGUACAAUCUGAGAGAGAUGGCCACAUCAGUUUUAGACCUGAUGGACCGCCUCAUCAUUAUUAACUCUGACACAAAGAUUCACUCCCUUUUUAACUAUGAGCAAUCUCACACGUUUGGCCUGAGGCUCUUGAGCAUGCUGUGCUGUAACCUGGAUUCUUUUCUUCUGCUGGAGUCUCAGUAUAACCUCUCUGAGUUACUGCUGCAGGGUCAGCGGGACAAUGUCACAGAGCUGCCCUCGGGUGAAGGAGUCAGAGAUCAGUACUUUCUUGGCCUCGUCUAAAGAAACUGAGAGAGAUGCUAGCAGGAUGGAUGACUGCAGAAGACAGUUCAUGGCUACAAACACUCUCACUGGAUAUGGUACAUCUCCCUAUAGAGAUCGCUCAGUAAGGCAUUCAUCCAAUCUACUCCUGCACCGCUCAUUACGUCGAGAUGUUGCUCAAGGCUGAGGUUCCUCUGUUUUUUUCUGCCUUCAAGAUGUCUGGCUUCACUCCCUCUCAGGUGCUGUAUUUUAAGUACUUCAUUUUAAUCACACCACUUCAAUCUUCUCCAUUUGUAAUAAC